GGAAACCCGCUGAGUCGUCUUCUGAGAAGAGACCAUAUUUGUGUGCAGAGGAAGCUGUUGCUUUCUGGGAUCUGGCUACGGCACAGAAGGUUGUGCUCCCACACUGGAAAAGCCGAGGACGCUUCAAGCCCUGGAUUUGGGGUUCUUCUCUGUCGAUGGGUGCAGUGACUACGCCCUGCCUGUGAGCUUCUCCCAGGACAGCAGCCAUGGCCCUAAGGAAUGUGCCCUUCCGCUCAGAGGUUCUGGCCUGGGACCCUGACAGCCUUGCUGAUUACUUCAGGAAGCUGAACUACAGGGACUGUGAGAAGGCAGUGAAGAAGUACCACAUUGAUGGGGCUCGGUUUUUGAACCUGACAGAAAACGACAUCCAGAAGUUUCCCAAACUCAGGGUGCCGAUUCUCAGUAAGUUAAGUCAAGACAUCAACAAGAAUGAAGAGCGAAGAAGCAUCUUCACACGCAAACCCCAAGUGCAUCGGUUUCCUGAAGAGACAGAAAGCCACGAGGAGGACAACGGGGGCUGGUCGUCCUUUGAAGAUGACUACGAAAGCCCCAACGACGACCCUGAUGGGGAGGACGAUGGUGACUAUGAGUCCCCCAAUGAGGAGGAGGAGGCGGCAGCACCCAUGGAAGAUGAUGCCGACUACGAGCCACCACCCUCCAAUGAUGAGGAGGCCCUGCAGAACUCCAUCCUGCCUGCCAAGCCCUUCCCCAACACCAACUCCAUGUACAUCGACCGGCCCCCCACUGGGAAAGUCCCCCAGCAGCCUCCAGUGCCCCCUCAGAGACCCAUGUCUGCCCUUCCUCCCCUGCCCACUGGCCGGAAUCACUUGCCACACCCCGCACCCCAGCCCAAUCAGGAAGAACCCAGCAGAAGUCGAAACCACAAGACAGCUAAACUGCCAGCGCCUUCAAUAGACAGAAGCACCAAACCUGCCCUAGACCGCUCACUAGCUCCGCUUGACAGAGAGCCCUUCCCAGCAGUCGGAAAGAAACCAGUGUUUGCCGACAAGCCCUUGCCCCCUGUGGGAAGGAAUCUCGGGGAGCAUUUACCCAAGACACAAAAGCCUCCUUUUCCACCAGCUGCAGAGAGACCAGAACGAAGUAGCCCCCUGGCAGGGAAGAAGCCAUUGGUGCCAAAGCAUGGAUGGGGGCCAGACAGAAGAGAGAAUGAUGAAGAUGAUGUCCAUCAAAGGCCUUUGCCGCAGCCAGCCCUCGUUUCUAUGAGUUCCCACACUUUCCCUUCGAGAUCUGCCAAGCCAAACCCCAAGCACUCUCUCCCAUCAUCUCACAGCUCUGGAGCCUUCUCAGAAAGUAACAGCAGUUUUCCACAGAGUGCCUCCUUGCCACCAUACUUCUCUCAAGGCCCUAGCAACAGACCACCUCUCAGACCCGAAGGCAGAAGCUUUCCCUUGCCAAUUCCAAGCAAGCCUCAGUCACUGUCCCCCGGGAGAGAAGAGAACUCAUUGGACAAAGAGUGGUAUGUGUCUUAUAUUACCCGACCGGAGGCAGAAGCUGCUCUUAGAAAGAUAAACCAGGAUGGCACUUUUCUGGUUAGAGACAGCUCUAAAAAAACAAUAACCAACCCAUAUGUCCUCAUGGUGUUGUACAAAGAUAAAGUUUACAACAUCCAGAUCCGUUAUCAGGAGGAAAGUCAAGUUUACUUGCUGGGAACCGGACUCCGAGGGAAGGAGGACUUUCUGUCUGUGUCAGACAUUAUUGACUACUUCAGGAAAAUGCCACUCCUGCUCAUUGACGGGAAAAAUCGAGGCUCGAGAUACCAGUGCACAUUAACACAUGCCGCAGGCUAUCCGUAGCAAGCCAGGCCAGCAAAGGAGCCUUUCUCUUCCCUCUGUGUAACAGGAAGGUCAACCCAUCUCAGAGAACAAAGGCUUAGGACUGAAAGAUGAACAUCACUCUGGUAGUGAAUCGUGUUUAGAAGACAAACUGAAGCUUAUUUUCAAGUGUCUUGGUUGAAAGGGACAGAAAUUAAGAAGUUUUAGGAUAAAGUGUUCUUUUCCAUUGCUGUCACUGAUUAUUGUGGGAAUCUCGUGUUUUUCAUGACUGGUUCUUGUUCUCUCUCUCCACGCACUGACAACUCUGUUCGUUCUUCUGAACCUCGCACCUCUUUUGCACAAGCCUUAUGACCCUAGCUGUACUGAUCACCACUGCUCCAGCCCUGGAUUGUGAUAAACACCUUACCAAAUCCAGGCAUCAGGGUCCCUGUCUGAAAUAUUAAAUGUGGAUGCCAAAAGGCAAUGUAACCUGUAACUGUCUGCUACUACUCUUCUACCUUCCUACUUACCACAUCGAGGGAACCAAUGUAUGACAGGAGAGACUGAGGUCAGCUCACACAAAUACAACUAAUAGACCUAAGAUAGAUUCUUGGAGUCCUGAGAUCUAUUUCAGCUAUGGACUUCCAAGUCACAUGACCCAUGUUUUAGCUGGUUGUGUCUGGUACUUGCUACCAGAAGAGUUCUGAUUAGUCUAAACUCAUGUGACCCAUUAAUAAUUUGGUAACUCUUUGUCAACCUAAGCUAAAUUCAAACAUAAGUAAAAGAUAGCAGUGUCCCAUGGCCAAUUUCCUAUACAUUCUUUCCAUCACCAUCAAUGAAAUAAACCAGUCACUUUUUUUUUUUGCUUAUUCUGGGGUUUGAACUGAGGGCCCUGCAUUUGCUAGGCAGGUGCUCUACCACUUCAGUCAU
Castor canadensis (American beaver) is the source of this 2702-nucleotide messenger RNA. It is a transcript of the gene Lcp2, whose product is annotated as lymphocyte cytosolic protein 2. Lineage: Eukaryota; Metazoa; Chordata; Mammalia; Rodentia; Castoridae. Gene Ontology annotation, biological process: intracellular signal transduction; cell surface receptor protein tyrosine kinase signaling pathway. The record is from RefSeq and is a predicted model, not a curated record. Gene Ontology annotation, molecular function: protein binding.